Paraphaeosphaeria sporulosa is the source of this 492-nucleotide messenger RNA. RefSeq lists its product as uncharacterized. Bases 1 to 492 code for a protein of 163 amino acids. Lineage: Eukaryota; Fungi; Ascomycota; Dothideomycetes; Pleosporales; Didymosphaeriaceae. The record is from RefSeq and is a predicted model, not a curated record. The transcript has 2 exons.
AUGACUUAUUCAAAGAGCCGUCGGCAGAUGGCUUUCGGCGGCCAACGAGAUGAGAGCGUCAGGACGUUGCCUCGUGGUGUGCAGGGGCUGUCACAUCGCUUGGUGGGAACAUCGAGAUGGGAUUUCGAAGAAUGUCAUGUUGACGCCAUCGGUCCACAGUCUUGGCGCUGGCUUGGUCAGCAACGGGUGCCACGUGCUAAGUUAGUUAAUGGUUUUAACUCGGGGGUUGCGGCCGUGCCUCGGCAUCGAAGACGAGGCUACAAAGGUUGUUCGGAGGGUUUUCAUUAUGCGCAAAUCUUUGUCUUGAUAUUGACGAAUAGCACGUGCCGCAUCUGUCCCCAUCAAUAUUCAUCUUGGGGUUUUGCGCCUGUGCUAGGCACCGUUCCCUCAUCAAUGAUUACAGCAACUUCAACAUCUUCGACCGGCUGUACGGAAUUCGAAGUGGAAACGAAACAGUGCAACAGGGCUCUCGGCUAUAACACAGGCGCAUAG